This is a messenger RNA of Oryzias melastigma (Indian medaka), 2268 nucleotides long. RefSeq names its product chromodomain protein, Y-like (gene cdyl). Gene Ontology annotation, cellular component: nucleus. Lineage: Eukaryota; Metazoa; Chordata; Actinopteri; Beloniformes; Adrianichthyidae. Gene Ontology annotation, molecular function: transcription corepressor activity. The transcript is spliced from 7 exons. Bases 205 to 1848 code for a protein of 547 amino acids. The record is from RefSeq and is a predicted model, not a curated record.
GGCCACCAGACUUUUAUUUUGGAGAGCGGAAAAGACGUAGCUUCACACAAGCUAACAGCUAACGGCAACGUCACGGGAGACAGGAGCGGAGCUGCCGGUAAACGGACGUACGCGGCUGCACGCGCGCAGACAUCCAGACUUUCUUCAUGUUGCUGCGGACGUAAAGAAGCUUCUGGAAGCUCUACGUGCACGAGCACGCUCUACAUGGCCACCCAGGAGCUGUACGAGGUGGAGAGGAUCCUGGACAGGAGAAGGAGCAGGAAGGGGAAGGUGGAGUACUUGGUCAGGUGGAGGGGCUAUGGUGCAGAGAGUGACACCUGGGAGCCUGAGAGUCACCUGUCCACCUGCGUGAGUUACGUUCAAGAGUUCAAUCGGCAGUACGCUGAGCGGCAGAGGGAGGGGGCGCUAAUGCGCUCCACCCGCAGCCUCGCCCAUCGACCCCAGUGUGGACCACCACCCAGUUCCCCUGCAUCCGCUGACUUAGGCAGCGACGUCGGCAGGGCCUGUGUCCAGGUGAGGGCACCCCUCAGUCCCACUCACCUGUCCUGCUCCGCCCCCUCAACCUCACCUGAUAGGUUUAGCCCCUGCGCCGUGUCUGCGCCUCUGACGGGCUUUGCACGCCGAGGUGUGGACCUUUCCAAGACGGGCAUCAAGAUCCUGGUUCCAAAGAGUCCAAUGAACUCCCGUCCCGACUCAGAGGAGUCCCCAAGCGAGGCGGCCCACAGCUUGGAGGCGGGGACUCAGGAGGCUCACCUGGUUCCUCCAGAGGUCGCCCUACUGGAGAAACCUGCAGUGCAGCUCGGUCCUGGUGAGGAAAGGGCUCGCAUUGGAACCAGACCCCGGAGCCAGAACCCCCUCUCACCGCCCCGGGCCCCCAUCACACCUGCGGCUGUCCGCUCCCUCAGCAGCUCAGCAGGACACUCGCCUCUAAUGGAGGCUGCUGCUGCAAACUUAAUGUCAGGCGCGGUCACCGGGGCAACAGGCGCCAUGGGCAAACGGCGUCUGGAGGAGCGCUCCGCCUUCGACAAACGCCUCAGGUUUAGCGUUCGCCAGACGGAAAGUGCCUAUCGGUACCGUGACAUCGUGGUGAAGAAGCAGGACGGCUUCACUCACAUCCUGCUGUCCACCAAGAGCUCUGAGAACAACACGCUCAAUCCGGAGGUAAUGAAGGAGAUCCAGAGCGCCAUGGCAACGGCAGCAUCAGAUGACAGUAAGCUAGUGCUGCUCGGCGCCGUGGGCAGUGUCUUCUGCUGCGGCCUGGACUUCCUGUAUUUCAUUAGACGCCUGACGGAUGACAGGAAGAAAGAGAGCAUCAAGAUGGCUGAAACCAUUAGGACCUUCGUCAAUACUUUCAUCCAGUUCAGGAAGCCUAUUGUGGCGGCGGUGAACGGGCCAGCUGUGGGGCUGGGAGCCGCCCUCCUGCCGCUCUGCGACGUGGUCUGGGCCAACGAGAAAGCUUGGUUCCAGACGCCAUACACGUCCUGCGGGCAGACGCCAGACGGAUGUUCCACCUACACCUUCCCCCGUGUCAUGGGCCUCGCCUCGGCCAGCGAGUUGCUGCUGAGCGGCAGGAAGUUGACGGCUCAGGAGGCGGGCUCUAAAGGCCUGGUGUCACAGGUUCUGUGGCCUGCCACUUUCACGCAGGAAGUGAUGCUGCGGGUCAAAGAGCUGGUCGCUGUGGACUCGCAGGUUCUGCUGGAGUCCAAAGCCCUGAUGAGGAGCAGCAGCCGCAGUGCUCUGGAGCAGGCCAACGAGCGCGAGUGUGAGGCUCUGAAGAGGGUGUGGGGGUCUUCACAGGGGACUGACUCCAUACUGCAGCACCUGCAGAGGAGAACUGAGCUUUGCUAGAACCUGGACCGGGUUGGAUCUGGGAGCUUCUUUCUAUAUGGAUUCAGCCAGAACCCGUGAGCUCAACUCACUGACAGCUGACCCAGAUGUUCCACCGAGUUCUCUCCAGGUUCCCUGUGGGUCCAGCCGGUGAUACCGGCAACAGAUCAGGGGCUUGGAUAGUGACUAAAACUGCAGUUUUAACAGAACUGGCCCAGUUCUGAAUCCCCUGAAGGACAAAGUAUGAUCCAGAACAGGACUGAUCCGGAACGGUCCGUUUCCUGAUGAGAAUUCUGCAGCAACAAAACGUUUUAUGUAAACAAGUUUGUGUCAGACGGCUCUGUAUAAAGAUCAGGUUCUUCAGUAAAAAGUUCUGAACCAGAUACUGGUCUGGACCUGCUCCGACUUUUCUAUUUGUAUUAAACUAAGAACAAACUUGAA